Molecule: messenger RNA, 2700 nt
Organism: Symbiodinium natans
Lineage: Eukaryota; Dinophyceae; Suessiales; Symbiodiniaceae
Source: the annotation of a GenBank genome assembly
AUGGAGAUCCUGAAGCAGUUUGAUCAAAGGACAAAGGUUCCUCACUUGCUGAUCGAGCUGCGGAACGCGGGCUACAUUGAGAUAUGUGGCAAGAACAUCGGUGGCAUUUAUGAUAAAUUGGACGGUUUCUUCAAGACAUACUUUGGUGCUUCGGAGACCACAUUGGUUAUGCGCAGAGCUCCACCGAAUGAUGGCGAUUGUUGUGUCCAGGGAGGUAAACUCGCAAUGCUUCCCAAAGAGCCGUGCGACGAUGUUUGCGACAGGAAUUAUGUGUGUGGUGUUCAGCAGGGAGAUGGAAGUGUAGCCGGCAACGGCAAAUUCAAAAUGCGUGGAAAUGAGGGUGAGAACAACAUGGGCAAGCUGGCCAUGGAGGUCAUCAACUUCAUGACCAACGAGUGUGGAUGGGGCUUGCACCUCACAGAUGGCGGGAACCUUGGGCGGUUCGGUCAGACGCGCGAGACGCAAAUCAAGUUUAAGGCACCCCAUCCACUGAACCUCAUGGCACCCCACGUCAUGAUCGAGUUGAGGUCUGCGGGAUACAUUGAGGUGAAUGGCCACGAUACAAACGGAAUCUACAAGAAGAUUUCGGACUUUGUGAGACACAGAUGGGGUGGCUCUGUCGUGGGCGGAGACUACAAAGACUACUGUGCUCUGAAGUUUACCACUCCGGCCUUCAAAAAGAGAGGGAUGCAGGGCGAGAAUAACAUGGGCAUGAAAACAAUGGAGAUCGUAGAUUAUAUGACCAAAGAGUGUGCUUGGACACUGCUGACUUGCACCGGGGGGAACUAUGGUCUCACUGGAACGAUGCGGGAGCAGCAGAUGGUUUUCAGAAAUGAUGCUCACAUCCAGCACGGCGAGCAGCAUCUCAUGAUCGAGUUCCGCGAUCAGGGCUACGUGGAAAUCAACGGCCUCCACGAUGCACCCGAUGCGGCUCAACAGCUGGAGCAGUACUUCUCUACCCAAGGCUGCAAGGUAUAUCAGCCCGGAUUCUGGGAAUCCUCUGAAAAGUAUUGCGACGUGAAGUAUCAAACUCCUCCGGGCUGGUAUUACCGUGCAGGAACCACAAACAAUCUGGGCAAACGCACCGUCGAAGUUGCAAGCUAUCUUGGGCAGCACGGAUGGAUGCUGCUGCUCUGCAACGGUGGCAACAUCCAAACAGGCCAGAAUCAGAGGAACAUCAUGCGUGAGCAGCAGGUGAAGUUUACGAAGGCCCGGCCAACUGACAACCCGGCAGCUCCCCUGCUGAUGAUCGAGAUGAGAACGAUACCGACCAGCAUGCACGGCCACUACCAGGGCUUUAUCGAAAUCAACGGUCAGAACACGAAUGGAGUGUACCAGCAGGUCAUCCAGUACAUGCAGCAGACAAUGCUUUGCACACCUCUGGGUCCGCAGCCGUACUGCGAUCUCCUGCUUCAGUGCCACUGCUUCCGCCUCCGAGAGGCAAUAACAUGGAAUCAUGGUUAUCAUGGCCGGCUGAAUGGUGAGAGCAACUUUGGCAGGUACACGAUGCGGCUGUGUGACUUCAUGGUCGAUCACCUUGGUGAGUGGGACCUGAUCGUUUGCAAUGGCAACAGUGUGGAUUCCGUUUUCCGAUACGGGAAGGACAGCACGAUGAAUGUCACUGGCCGCGAGCAACAGCUCAUCUUCAGGCAUCGGCCAGGUGGGCGCAAUGUGUUCAUGGCUGCGGAUGUGAAUGUGGCGAAGCUGGGUCGGGCCCCGCUCUUGCCGCCAAACUACUGGAAGGAAACCGCGAGGACAGGAUCGGUCGGCCAGGAGAUCGUUCCUGCGACGGCCGAAGAGAUCUCGUGGAUCCAGGAGGUCCUGGAUGGCACCUACAAGAAGAAGUCCACCCGCGAUCGCGCCGGCGGUCCCUUGGCCGAUCGCUUCGUGGUGGUCUCCGCCUUGCGAUCGGAACACCCAGGCUUGUGGGACAAGUUUGCAGAGAAGAGGAACCAAGUGGCGCGUGACAUCAAGGGCAGAAGCACCGUGGAAAUUGUGGAGCCGAAGACCAUGAAAGCUUGCAGCGCCUUUCAAGAAAGGUGUACACAUCCACGCCUCGGCAAUCCGACCAAUGAGGCUUAUCUCUUCCAUGGCUCCAACCCUACUUCUGCCAUCUCGAUCCUGAGCACUUCUUUCAAAGUGGACUUUGCUGGUGCAGCUGUUGGCACAAUGUUUGGACCGGGGGUCUACCUGGCAGAGUCUUCUGCAAAGUCAGAUGAAUAUGCCCGCGACGAGAACACAGGCGGCGCCUACGACGGACUAUUUGCGGUGCUACUCUGCAGGGUCGUCGUUGGAAGCUCCUAUGUUGUCGAAAAGCCUGGCGAUUAUACAGAGAAGUGUACCUCUGGCGAAUUUGACAGCGUCGUCGGAGACCGCGAGAAGGCGGUUGGCACAUUUCGGGAGUUCAUCGUUUUUGACGAAGCCUCCAUCUAUCCCGAGUACGUGGCGUUUUAUCGCCGAGAGUACAAGGAUGGUCCACCGCCGACAAAGCCGGCGCCAGCACCGGCGCCGUCAUCGUAUGCGCCCUCGCAGCACACUAUGCCGGCUUCUCCGGGGGGGGCUCGAACGAUGCAGGUCCAGAUUCCGGAGGGCGUGGAGCCCGGAGCCCGGAUUCAGGCGAAGGCACCUUGGGGUGACACGCUUGAAAUUGUGGUUCCAGAAGGGGUGUCUCCGGGACAGACCAUCACUGUGAGCGCCUAG